AAGAAGGGCUUCUUCCUGUAUAAACAAGGACAUGAGUUGAAUAACUACCCUUGUGAAUGUUGACGUACGGGUCUAUCCUCGGAAACUACAGUGUGUGUUUUUAGUGUCUACCGGUAGAAACUUGUUCGUCGGCGUUGCUCGACUAAAUGGCGGCUUCUGCCCACCUCUCCAAAGUCCGCCGUCUUUACAAGAGGAUCCUGGUCCUGCACCGCUUCCUGCCGAUAGACUUGAGAGCCCUCGGUGACCAGUAUGUGAAAGGCGAGUUCAGAAGACACAUAAGUGCAACACCCGAUGAGGUGAAGAGAUUCAUGACAGAGUGGGAGAAGUAUAAGGACACCCUGCAGACACAGGUACUGGAGUCGGCGGAGGGGCGGCUCGGCUCGGUGAAGUUCGGGAUCGACCUGUCAGAGGGCCAGCUUGGCAGCCUCCAGGACGAACAGAUAGGUCAGCUGUACGAACUCAUGCUGGAAUCCACCAAACCCAACCGACAGUUUGACAUCCAAGAGGACGGCAAGUGAGGCGGUGCGCUCGGACUGUGUAACACAAAAGGUGCUAUGUGGAAUUCAGACAAAUAAUGUACAGUAUUUCCUCUGAGUGCUUCAGAUGAAGAGUGGUAUUCAAAGGCCAAGCAGAGGCUUUUAGGGAUAUUUGAUUACAUUUAAAGUGCUGUGUAAUAUCUCUGUGUUCCUUUGCUUGUCUCUUUUACUGUGACAAUAAAAGAGGUUCCUCGUGCUCCUUCGCAGAUGCAUUAACGUACCACUAA
Molecule: messenger RNA, 763 nt
Organism: Mugil cephalus (flathead mullet)
Lineage: Eukaryota; Metazoa; Chordata; Actinopteri; Mugiliformes; Mugilidae
Gene: sdhaf3
Product: succinate dehydrogenase complex assembly factor 3
Exons: 2
Coding region: 147-518 (123 amino acids)
Biological process (GO): mitochondrial respiratory chain complex II assembly; succinate metabolic process
Cellular component (GO): mitochondrial intermembrane space; mitochondrion
Source: RefSeq, a predicted model, not a curated record